Messenger RNA from Drosophila persimilis, 647 nucleotides. RefSeq names its product NADH dehydrogenase [ubiquinone] 1 alpha subcomplex subunit 8 (gene ND-19). The record is from RefSeq and is a predicted model, not a curated record. Lineage: Eukaryota; Metazoa; Arthropoda; Insecta; Diptera; Drosophilidae. The transcript has 4 exons. The coding region runs from base 48 to 575 and encodes 175 amino acids. Gene Ontology annotation, biological process: mitochondrial electron transport, NADH to ubiquinone.
UUAAACCGAUCCUUGCAGACAAAUAAAACAGAGGGAAGAAGAUAAACAUGGUCAUAACCAACAACACAACGCUGCCAGAGGAGGCUGAGCUCAAUGUUCAGGAGCUGAAUCUUUCUUCAGCGGCUAUGCGUGCGGGUGCCUUCCACUUAGGCAAGCAAUGCGAGCAGGAAAAUAAUGAGUUUAUGUUGUGCAGGCAAGAGCUGGACGAUCCGCGUGCCUGCUUGGGGGAGGGAAAGGCGGUUACCAGCUGCGCCCUGAACUUCUUCCGCAAGGUGAAGAAGACCUGCCAUGAGGAGUUUAUGCAGUACGCCACUUGCCUGGACAAGAGCAGUGGUACAAUGGCAUUUGCACAGUGCCGCAAGACCCAAGGUGUGUUUGACAAGUGUGUUAAGGAUAACUUUGACUGGGAGCGCCCUUCUUAUGGCUACUUUUCCAGGGCCAAGGUCAUUCAAUCUGCACGCGAGGCUCCCAAGAAGGAGGAGAUCAAAUCGUAUCCGGAUGCCACCCCCGGCUUGCCCGAAGAUUACCCCAAGCCUCCAGCCAAGUACGGUUCUCGCUUCCACUGGCUGGAGUAGACAGCUGCUAUUGUAUAGUGAAAUUGAAAGCGAUCAUCUUAACAUAAACUAUUGUUUCCAUUAGUACUUCAA